AUGUCUAGACACAUUUCAUCCGACCAUUCUCGCUCGGCGUCCAGGUCAUCUCAAAACCCACGGCUGUCUCAAGGGCAAUAUGAAUCGGUAUCUCGUCAAUCCUUCGGUCGCUCAUCGCGCGUCUCCAAUCCCAAUGUCUUCUCCGACGAAUACUCCCUAGAACCUAUCUACGUCGACCAAAUUGAGCGCUCCGCCAGUCCAAUCUCCAUCGCCUCCGCAGACACCUUCACACAACCUACUCCAAAACCCGCGGGCGCGACCGCAGCAGAAACUAAUGAUGAUCCAUUCGCUGAUGAAGCCCGGUCCUCCAUUGACGAAUCCCAUCGAUCCAGCUUACCCCAGAAGGGAGGAUUCGCCAACAACCGCAACUCUGUCACAUCUCUCAACAAUCCCACUUUUGCUGUGCAAAGGAAUCAGAGUGUCUCUUCCCGUUUCUCGAUACCACGCGCCCUUAGUCCCUACACGGGUGCGACCGGCCCUAGCCACCCCUACUCUAUGUACCCUCAGGUCGGUGUCAGUCGCUCCGCAAGUAUAGGAAGUACUUCGACUAUUCGCCCCAUCGAUCGUCCCUUGGGUGAAAAUAGUGGUCCCCAACAUCCUUACGGGAUGUAUAGUCAGAAUGUUGUUGAAGAAGGGAUAGAUGACGAAAUCCCGGUCGGCUUUCCCGGCCUUAACUCACAAUACCAACCACCCCCCAGCCGUCGGAUUGAUGACGUGGGCGAUAUCAUUGGACCAGAUGGACACACUGAACCGUUACCUCCGUAUUCACGUUACCCAACAGGAGCCGUUCCCAAACCAGCUGGUGUGGAGAUGGAGACCAUGAACGACAUGAACAACCCUGUUGUUGAUAUCAACCUACCACCACAGGAAGAACGGCAACUCAGUUCGACUUCGAGGGAGCAGCCAAUCUCAAACACAUCAUCAAGGGCUUUGAUACCUCAGACAUCCACAAAUAGUGAGCCUAAUGCGGCUCCUGUGGUUGCCGGCGCUACGGCUGCUACUGGAGCCACGGGCAUCAUGGCAUUUGAGGAGAAGCUCAAGCGCAAGGGGAAACAGAAAGUAUGCUGUGGUCUUCCUGUCUGGACCAUCGUUCUUAUCGCUACGGUUAUGUUGAUUGGAGGGUCUAUCGGCGGUGUGAUUGGUGGUGUGCUUGGUACGAGAAAGGCCCAGGAGGCUGAUCGCAAGGCACAGCAGGCCCAACAACAACAACAGAGUCCACAUAUCGUGACAGUGACUGCCUCGGCGCAGUUGGACUACUCUUCAAUCACAACCACAAAUACGAACUAUACCCCAGUACCGACCGGCCAUUUUCUGAUCCCUUCCGUUUUGCAGAACUACUCUAGAAUGUGCGUCGAAGAUCAUGAUAUUAAGGAAGUCUGGAGUUGUUUGGAAGAACCUAAGGAUUUCGAGGUCUACGUCGGAAACAUGGAUGGUCAGCAGUCUAUUGUUUUCGCCAGUGAUGACACAACCGCUACCAGCACUUUCUCUUACGGAGCGCAGCAACCGAUUCUUCCUACCCCCACUCAAAAUUUGAGCAUGGUCAUGGAUACUAGUGAUACAGGCCUUGGUCCUGCCUUGUUUUUCUGGUCCUACGUCGACAAACUUGUCAUUCUUCCAGAGUCUGCUUUGGAUUCUAGCUCUGCUUCGAAGAAACGAGAUGUAUCAGAAGACAUUUUGGCAAGUUAUAUGGAACGAAAGGAGGCUGUCCAAUCUGGCGAUAAGCCGUGGUUCUGCUGGUGGAACCAGACCGUCUUGGAGUUUUUCCUCUACGUCAAUCAGUCUGCACAUGAUGCAUCUUUCUCAUCUACUCCCAUCGCUAAUGGGAAUCUUGCAGCCAGUAUGGCCACUGCUCAAGCUAAGGCCAAGCGCGAUGAUGAUGUUGCCAACUACCCCCGAAUCAUCAAGAUGGAAGAACGACGUGAUGAUGCAGGAGCGGCGUCGCCAUAUUGUCAACAGAUGCAGCUGGAGAGCAAUGGCCACAUUCAGGCCAUUCCAAAUAAGGUGGUCUCAGUCCAAGAGGUUCAGCCUACGCCGACUACUACCUACACCAACACCGCCUCUGGCUCUGGUCAGACAUACACCGCCAAAGCAACAUGGGCAACACCAUGUUACUGUCUGUCCCUGUCUGAUUAG
Molecule: messenger RNA, 2133 nt
Organism: Penicillium verhagenii
Lineage: Eukaryota; Fungi; Ascomycota; Eurotiomycetes; Eurotiales; Aspergillaceae
Exons: 1
Coding region: 1-2133 (710 amino acids)
Source: RefSeq, a predicted model, not a curated record